AUGUCCUUCAAGCUCUUUGCUAUCGCUUCGCUCGCACUCUCUACUCUUGUUUCUGGCUCUCCGGUCGAGACCGGUCUCGCCAAACGCGAUGCUGAGACCUCGUUGAACAAGCGUUUCAAUGUGCUCAAAGGCCAAUGGGAUUCCGAGAACCUAAAUAACAAUUAUUACAUCCUCUACAACAACCUCUGGGGAAAAGACGCGGGCAGCGGCUCCCAAGAAACUCAGGCGACCUCGGUCAAUGGCAAAAAAGUAGCAUGGAAGACUACCUACAACUGGUCCGGUGGACAGUACAACGUCAAGAGCUACUCGAACGUUGCUCUGAACAGCGGUCUUGGCAAGAGGCUGUCGGCGAUCAGCUCCAUCCCGACCGGAUGGUACUGGACCUACUCGUCCGCAUCUUCCUCGCUUGUUUCCAAUGUUUCUUAUGACCUUUGGCUGAGCACUUCAGCAUCCGGAUCGAACACUGACGAAAUCAUGAUUUGGCUCAGCGCUCGCGGAGGUGCUGGCCCCAUUGGUUCUCAAAUUGCCACCGCCUCGGUCAACGGCGUUAGUUGGAAACUGUUCAAGGGUACUGUCUCUACCUGGACAGUCUGGUCCUUCGUGGCUUCUUCGGAGCUCACAGGGUUUAACCAGGACCUCAAGCCUUUCUUCACCUAUCUUAUCAACAGCCAAGGUCUCUCCAACUCCAAGUAUUUGACUGGUGUACAGGCCGGAACCGAGCCGUUCGUUGGAUCUGCAACACUCACUACUACCGAAUACAGCGUUACCGUCAACUAA
Messenger RNA from Rhizoctonia solani, 777 nucleotides. RefSeq names its product endoglucanase cel12C. NCBI's taxonomy places the organism in Eukaryota, Fungi, Basidiomycota, Agaricomycetes, Cantharellales, Ceratobasidiaceae. Gene Ontology annotation, biological process: polysaccharide catabolic process. The record is from RefSeq and is a predicted model, not a curated record. The transcript is spliced from 6 exons. Gene Ontology annotation, molecular function: cellulase activity. Bases 1 to 777 code for a protein of 258 amino acids.